Colletotrichum orchidophilum is the source of this 2838-nucleotide messenger RNA. RefSeq lists its product as uncharacterized. Bases 1 to 2838 code for a protein of 945 amino acids. The transcript has 2 exons. The record is from RefSeq and is a predicted model, not a curated record. Lineage: Eukaryota; Fungi; Ascomycota; Sordariomycetes; Glomerellales; Glomerellaceae.
AUGCGCGCCUCAAAGAGAAUCGCGCUUGCCACUGCGCUGGCAUCGGCCCUGGCUCCAGUGUUUGGGUCUGCGAGCUCUAGUUGCGUUGCUCCCACAGGAGAUCCUGUCACUAUCCAGGCCUAUGUCAUAGUCGAGCAUCUCCCAGUCCAUGUCAGCAGAGGCAUCUGUUCCAACACGACAUUGAAUAUUGCCGGUAGUGUGUUGUCCAUCACCAACGCUCCGACCUUUCUCGUGUCGGACUUUGUGGUCACGAGUACCAUCACUCAUACGUCUACUGUAAACACUGCCUCGACAUUUGGUGGUCCUUGCACUACGCUGACCGCACAUGGCACUCCUGAUUCUGAGCCUACCACCAUCGUCAUCCCCCCCAAUGACGGCGAUGGGGUUGGAACAAAGAUCAUUUGCAAUCCUGCGAUCACAGAUAGAACUGCCUUUUCCGGCCCCUACACGACCAUCACAGCAGCUCAGUGGUCUGGCCCGGGCACAAAGACUCUGACACUGACUCCGGCCGGCCGAGACCCGACAGGCACUCUCAUUGUUUUCACCCCCCAAUCAUCUGGGCAAGUCGGUGCUCAGAGUAUCUUCACAGGACCCUACACCACCCUUGCCGAGCCUUGGACGGGAAGCACCCCUACAACUCUGACCCUUCCACCUCAAGGAACCGAUCAAGCGGGGAAUCAGAUCGUUUUUAGCCCUACCGCUGCGCCCGCUCUCUUAACCGGGCCUUACACAACAAUCACUGGCACCUGGACUGGGAUUCAGCCAACAAUCUUGUCCCUGCCGCCUUGGGGAAGCGGCAAGACUGGCACUGCCGUUGUUUUCAUCCCGGCAUCUACACAUGCAGGCUUGAACUCCUUCACUGGACCUUACACAACCGUCACUGGUCCCUGGGCAGGUACAGUUCCAACAACCGUUGUUCUCCCACCUCAAGGGACCGAUCAGGUUGGAACUCAGAUUGUGUUGACGCCUAUCGCUUCCCCGACUCCCAGCUCCCUCACCGGAACAUACACAACCAUCAUUGGCCCUUGGACUGAAGCAGCACAAACUAAUGUUGUCCUUCCAUCUCAAGAGACUGAUCAAGUAGGGACUCAUAUCGCGUUGACGCCUACUUCUACUGCAACCACCUCCGUCACCGGGCCCUACACAACUCUGACCGGGACCUGGACCGGCACUAGUCCUAUCACAGUAACCCUCGCCCCGUCUGGAACCGAUGCCACAGGAACUGAAAUCGUGCUUGUUCCUACCACGACCGAUGCGACUUUCACGGGUCCUUACACCACUAUCAGCGGGCCUUGUACCGGCACUAUCCCCUCCUCGCUGUCCAUUGCCCCUACUGGUACCGGUACUGUUGGUACUGUUAUCAUCUUCACCCCGGCUGACCCUUCGACUUCUGCAAGUGUCAGCUCUGAGAACUCAAGCAGUAUUUCGUCGACGCCCUCGGACACCUCAUUCGAUUCUACCAGCAUAACAUCGUCUGACAUAGCCACGAGUCUGACUACUUCGUCUUACUCCACGUCCAGCUCUUUGUCCGACUCUUCCACGAGUUCCAGCGACUUGUUCACAUCUGCCAGUCCUUCUUCUGUCAUCGAGACUACAACUUCUGCCGAUUCGAGUAGCUCAUCGCAAGGUUCUACCAGCGCUGUGUCAAGCUCUCCAGACUCCAUUGUCAGCUCUUCUCUAUCUUCUGAAUUGUCAAGCUCGAGCUCUGCCGAUCCUUCCAAUUCCUCCUCGUCGACCGAAUCUACUACAUCUUCAUCUUCCAGUAUCACGAGCUCUGGAUCUUCCAGCGCGCCUCCGUCUUCAUCCAGUUCGUCAUCUGGGUCCUCUUCUAGCUUAACUUUGUCUUCGUCCAACUCGUUAUCUGAGUCUUCUUCCAGUACGCUUAUGGGAACUCCCACAACCACAACCUCGCAGAGCUCGACCCUUUCCGCAUGCAUUGUUACCGCGACAGGGACUUCAGAGUACUGCAAUAUUGCCCUGCCCGGAAGUUGCGCCUCGCUAUCCACCACCAGCGGUCUGGCUCUCGUGCCGGUCCUGGCAUCUUGCACCGCGGCCCUUGGCCCAUACGCAGCGGGCAACGUUGCGACGUGUCUCGCGAACAACGUGACCCUCACCACAGCAGGCUCAGACAUUGCAACCUGCAUUCUCACCGCUCUUCAAGGGCGCUGCAUUUCUAGCCUGCCGCAGGCAUGUAUCGACCUUGAACAGUCCAAUGGCCUCGCUCUCGUCGCAGACGUCGCUCAAUGCACCAUUGCUCUGGGCCCUUUCGCCGCUGGUAGUGCCACAACCUGUCUCGCGACAGGAACCAUUACGGCAACCACCACGGGCACGAGUAUCAUCCAGUGUCUCGAGAUUGCUUUUGGUCUCCAAUCUGGCGUGGUCACGAUUACCAACUCCGCCUUCUGCCCGACUGCUACAGCAACUCCUACGCCUUCGGUCUGCGCUACGGUUCCGGCGCCCUGCCAGAACCUCGCUUCAGUGAACGGCCUUGCUCUCAUUGCGGCAAUCCCGGUGUGUACGGCAGCCCUUGGUGUCUUUGGUGUCGGCAACGCCGCGACCUGUCUCGCUACCAACGUCAUCGGCCCUCUUAGUGUUGGACAGGACAUUGUGACAUGCCUGACGACUGCUCUCAGUGCAACUUGCAUCUCGACUCUGCCUGCGCCUUGUCUUAACCUGGCAGGUAAUACUGCAGCGCAGUUGGUUGUAAACUUGCCGCUAUGUACAGCUGCCCUCGGUCCAUUCGCUGUUGGGACUGCGCUCACUUGUUUAUCCUCGGGCGCUACCAACGGAGACUCCGUCAUUGCCUGCCUCAAUACUGCUUUGUUACAGACAGCCUAG